AUGACGCAGGAAGAGAGCAUCAAAUGUGAGGAGGAGGAAGAGGAACUGGGAUUUUUUUUUUUUAUUGAAAACUCAUUGCUUCUGGGAGGACAAUUAUCCACCCAUGGGGUACUUCUGAGCAAAGUGGAUGCUAUCAAAUCUCUUUCCAUUGAAAUAGGCCAUGAAGUUAGAAACCAAAACAAACUAUUAUCUGAAAUGGAUUCACAAUUUGAUUCUACAACUGGAUUUCUAGGUAAAACCAUGGGAAGACUGAAGAUUUUGUCCAGAGGAAGCCAAACAAAAUUACUAUGCUAUAUGAUGUUGUUUUCAUUGUUUGUCUUUUUUGUCAUUUAUUGGAUUAUUAAACUGAGGUGA
Molecule: messenger RNA, 354 nt
Organism: Chionomys nivalis (European snow vole)
Lineage: Eukaryota; Metazoa; Chordata; Mammalia; Rodentia; Cricetidae
Product: BET1 homolog
Exons: 2
Coding region: 1-354 (117 amino acids)
Biological process (GO): vesicle fusion with Golgi apparatus; endoplasmic reticulum to Golgi vesicle-mediated transport
Cellular component (GO): Golgi trans cisterna; SNARE complex
Molecular function (GO): SNAP receptor activity
Source: RefSeq, a predicted model, not a curated record